AUGUUCCUUGGCCCAACACUUGGUACUGGGCUGUUCAUCGGCGCAGGCCAAGCCCUGGCCGUCGGUGGCCCUGGAUCGUUGCUUAUUUCCUAUAUAUUCCUAUCCUUGCUCACCUACUUCAUGGCCACUGCUGUUGCUGAAGUAGCUGCACAUAGCCCUGUGAAACAUGGGACGCUCAUCACACAUGGGUUUCUGUAUAUGCGAAACAGUAUGGGAUUCGCGGCUGCCUGUCUCCGUUGGUACACGCUGGCUAUGUUCGUGCCUUACGAGAUGUCGAGUGCGAUGGUCAAUCUUGGUUUAUGGAACCCAGAUCGCACGACUGUGGUGCUCAUUGGAGUCUUCACUGUCGUGAUUGUCGGUUCCAACUUUCUGUCCGAUCGAAAAUUUAGAUCCUCGGAGGUACUCUUUUAUCGGAUAAAACUUGGCAAUUUAAUCUGUCUGCUCGUCCUCUCUCUUUCCGUCGCUAUUGGCGGCGCAUCAGGGCAUGAAUCAAAUUGGGGAUUCCGGUUUUGGAGAAAGCCAGGCGCCUUUCACGAAUAUCUGGCUGGAGGAUUAUUGGGAAAGUUCUGGGGCCUAAUGCAGUGUCUUCUGAACAGUUCGAUUGCUUUCACCUUAGCACCGGAGCUAAUUGUACAAAGAAUCGAGCUGGCCGAGACAGUGGCUCUCCCAGAAGCAAACAACGAAACACAGCCCGUCAAAUCCAAAAUCAUACGAAAAGUGAACGUCGAUGUUGCCCAAUGCAUGGUUCUAUACAUCCUCAGCUCAUUGGCUAUGGGCAUCAUGGCUCCGUUCAAUGAGCCUCUUCUUACCAACGCGGGUACCGGGGCAGGUCUCUCGCCCUUCAUUAUCGGAAUCAACGCCGUGAGAAUUCGUAUCCUUCCUGUCACUGCCACGUUAGCGAUCCUCCUCUCCUCAAUUGGAUCCGCCCGAUCGUUCCUUCAUCUUGCUUCUCAUACACUUUGUGCAUUAGCAGAAGUCAACCAUGCCCCUAGGAUAUUCGCUAUUCGAAAUAAAUGGGGUGUACCUUGGGCAGCCGUUGUUUUCACCUCCAUGGCCGGCAGUUUCGGCUUCCUCUGCGCAGCUAUCUCCAGCUCCAUCGUGACGACGUAUUUUAUGCUCUUCCUGAACAGCUCGGGGUAUUUAUCUUGGCUUGUUUCUUGCGGGGUCUACUGGCGUUUUCGCCAUCGUCUGAGGCUUCAAGGGGUUACAAAUGCAGACAGGUUCGCAGUCCAGCCAUUUGCCACGUACUUUGGGUUUGCGUCCAGUGCUGUCAUGCUUGUGGCCAAUGGGCUGGUCAGUGUCGUUCCUGGGAAUCACAAUGGGCCUCGGGGCUGCAGAGCGAUAAUGGCAUACAUCGGCAUUCCCGCGUUUUGUGCAUUCUACCUAAUACACAAGUGUUCGAACCUUGCCCCCAGUCGAUUCCAUAGCCUCGAUGGCAGCCUUAACGACGCGCCCAGAUCUCCCAGACCACCGAAAGCCCCGAAAGCCCCGACUGGAAGGUUUCACUUAAGGGCACCUGCCCCAGUGGCAUCCCAAGGAAGAUGUCGAGUGCCACAUGGCAGGUUUCUAGAAGGCCCCACGGCUAUGGAAGUGGAUCAAGAAUGGGUGGUCGGGGAAACAUGA
This is a messenger RNA of Penicillium chermesinum, 1623 nucleotides long. Its product is annotated as putative proline permease. Bases 1 to 1623 code for a protein of 540 amino acids. The record is from RefSeq and is a predicted model, not a curated record. Gene Ontology annotation, cellular component: membrane. The transcript has a single exon. Gene Ontology annotation, molecular function: amino acid transmembrane transporter activity. Gene Ontology annotation, biological process: amino acid transmembrane transport. Lineage: Eukaryota; Fungi; Ascomycota; Eurotiomycetes; Eurotiales; Aspergillaceae.